CGCAGCUACUCCGAGUCGGCAGAACGCCCUCUCGGCGACCCCAGAAGGUACCUGCCCAUGUCCCAAAGCCGGGGCGACUCUGAGCCCUGGGGCACCCGGGGUAAAAACCCCCCUGGCGGUGGCUCCGGGCCCGUCCCCGCACACCCGACCUUCGCUACCCCCGAUGGGGAGCUGCUCAGCUUCUUCCAGGCCCUGGAGAGCACGGCCACCGUCCAGGACAAGGUGAUGGGAUGCCACCAAGCGGCCUUGGUGCGUCUCACAGCCAGGACGCAGGCGAUCCUGGGAGGGGAGGAGGAGCGGCAGCUGGAGGGAGCAGAGCGCGCAGGAAAGAAGUGGGCAGAUUUCACGCUCUUAGAGACAGAGCCCUGUUGUGAAACCGGAGAGGCCUGGUACUACCGCGUCUGCUGCGCCUCUGAGCCACGCCGGCCAAUCCUUGCUGCCAAGGUCCACAAGUCCUACCCCAGCAGUCUCGCCGUGCAGAUGUCCGUGGGGGCUCAUUUCAACAUUCAGCAAGUGCUUGGCCACUUCCUCGAUUCCCCCCCCAAGGACCUCGUGCCUGGGGCAAGGCCGGAGAAGCUGGGCCGGCUCCGUCCUGGAGAGGACGAGGGAGCCAUGUCUGCCGGCGCGUCCCCUCCCCUGACCCAGGUCACCCUGUCUCCUGAGGUGCCUUAUCAAACCUUGGCUGAUUUUGUGCGGGGCUCCCACGUGCUCCACAGCUCCCGGCCCGGCCCCUACGAACGCCUGGCGUGCCUCCUCCUGCUGCAGCUGUGCACGGGGCUGGAGCACCUCAAGCAGCAGCGGGUGGCCGGCGCCGACAUUCACAUGGAGAACCUGCUCUUGGUGCAGUGUCCGGCUCUGCCCCGGGGCCGGCGGGACGAGACUCCAGCCGCCGCGCUGCCGCUCCCAAGGCUGGUCGUCAGCGACUUCUCGAAGGCCACGGGGCAGAAGAAAUCCGCGUCUGUGGCCCGAGACCUAGAUCGAGCCAGCACGGCCCCCACGUGGCUCUCGGUGGCUCACGUCCAAAGCACCGAGGGGCUCCAGCUGGGCAAGCUGGUCUACGAGAUCCUGCACCUGCCCGACCCCCUGCAGAAGGCCUCAGGACUCAGGAGCGGUGACCUCCCCGCUAUCCCAGCCUGGUCCACCUACUCCCGGGGACUCCAGACCCUGGCCAGCCUGCUCCUCCACCCAGAUCCCCGCAGGAGCCUGCCCGUCGAACAAGCCAAGGCAGUGCUGCAGAUCCUGCUGUGGGGACCACGCCAGGAGCUCCUUCCCAGCCACCAGCUCACUUCCGUCCUGCUUCAGAACUGGCUGGCCAUCAAGAGGGCGCUGCUGCUGCUGAGCUUUGCGGAGAAGGCGCCCGAGGCCGCGGCGAGCGUGGGGCUGGAAGACUGGCUGUGCUGCUGCUACUUCACGGAGACCUCGGCGCACACGCUGCUCCGCACCCUCCGGACCCUGCAUGCCUCCGACAGCUCGGGAGCGUGCUAGCCCCACAGAGUCCGUCAUGUCCCAAAUGCCUGGAUCCGCUUGGUCCUCUGGCUGGGCUCAGCCCUUCACCCCUCGGAGGGCAGUUUUCUGCAGCUAACUGGGGGGAGUCUUCAGACUUUUAGGACUCGGGUCCUGUUUGCUUUAGAGUUUCCGUGGCCCUUUAACUGAGAACAGGGCCAGCGGCGCCAGGGCCAGCUGGACUGGAGCUCUGGGGUGGAAUGUGCCUCCUUGCGCCCGGCACACAGAGGGACUGGGCUGCUUAUCCAGCGGCUUGCACCCUUACGCACCCGGCCCUACUCCCGUGGGCUCGCACCGCAGCCAGACCCUAAGCAUCUGCCAUGAGGGUCUCCUGGAUAAACCUCACGCUGUUUACUGCUCCUAUCCCAGCCCUCCCAUCUGUGCAACCUCCCAUCCCAUCCCCUCCAGGUUCACUCCUUCCUGGUCCCGGGGACUUCAGGGAUGUGCUGUUCCCACCUCCAGCCUCCGCUCCAACUCGUCAGGGAUUGUGCAAAAUAAGAUGGGAGCUUCUGAACUCCAUUCUCAGUGACACCCUGGUAGACACCCCCCGCACCCGCGCACUUUGCAGGGUGUUUACUCAGGUUUAGCCUCCUUCAGCCAAUUUUCAGGCCAUGAUUCAAUAUUUUGUACCAAAUUCCCUGGAGUUGUUCUGGAAAAACUUUCUCCCUGAGGGCCAAAUGUUCCACGUGGUCAUCUGAGUAAGGGCUAGUGGAUUGGACCUUUAGACACAAAAUCUUCCUUGAAGCAUCCACCCCCACGCCCACCCCAUAGCCACUAACGACAUCGCUUUGGUUUAAAAAUAGACUCUAGGGUGCCUUAACGGUUACAUGAUUAAGGAGAAAUAUGGUGCAUCUGAUACACCUGCUCUAUUGAGGACUGAUAGUUGCAUAAUUAUUACUGUGGAGAACAUAUUUCAAAGAGGGAAAAUGACCAACCUUACAGCAGAACACCGUGGCUACGGAUAGACUGGCAUGAUUUUCCGCAAAUGCUUUGAAUGGAAAAGUUUUCCGUU
Pelodiscus sinensis (Chinese soft-shelled turtle) is the source of this 2515-nucleotide messenger RNA. NCBI's taxonomy places the organism in Eukaryota, Metazoa, Chordata, Testudines, Trionychidae. The record is from RefSeq and is a predicted model, not a curated record.